AUGCAACCCCUGUACGAACUGUUACGAAAAGAAGCGGAUUUCGUGUGGAGCAAACAAUGCCAGCACGCUUUUGAAACCAUUAAGAAAGAAAUCAUAGGCGAUCGAAUACUUACCACAUACGCACAAGACUUACCGUUGAUUUUAGAAGUUGAUGCAUCUCCCUACGGUUUGGGAGCCAUGCUAGCUCAUAAAAUCAGGAACGAAACGAGACCUAUUUGUUUUAUUUCGCGAUCCUUAACAAAAGCGGAGAAGCAAUACUCACAUUUGGACAAAGAAGCUACAGCGAUUUAUUGGUCGACGUCAAAAUUGUGGCAAUAUUUAUACGGCCGAAAAUUUGAACUCAUAACAGACAGCAAACCAUUAAAAACGAUAUUAAAUCCGAAUAAAAAUUUACCGGCAGUUACGGCGAUGCGGUUAAUGCGAUACGCGUUGCAUAUGAGACAAUUUAAUUACGAAAUAACAUACAGACGAGGUAAUGAAAAUAUUGUAGCUGAUUUCCUAUCGCGUGCGCCUGUAGAAAGCGUAAACGACGAACGAGUAGACGAAAAUUUCAAAGUAGAAGAAGAGAUACUACAGAUAUUACAAUUGUCUUGCACAAAAGCAAUCACAUACCAAGAAAUAGCAAGCGAAACAAAACGCGACAAAGAAUUAAGCGAACUGAAACGGAAAUUAGAAAAUGGUACAGAAUGUGAAAAUCAGUCCGAAUACUCACUACACAAAGACGUUAUAAUGCGGGGAAAUAGAGCUAUCAUACCGAAAACCUUACAAGAAUAUGUGCUUGGCGAGUUACACAACACUCAUUGCGGCAUCGUGAAAAUGAAAGCCAUCGCGCGAUCAACGGUUUAUUGGAAGAAUAUCGAUAAAGAUAUCGAACAGAUUGCAAAAGCAUGUCACAUCUGCGCUCAGUAUCAAAAAGCGGAUCGACAUGUUCCAUUACACAAAUGGGAAACGCCUACAGAACCGUGGCAAAGAAUUCACAUUGACUUUGCGGGCCCAAUCUACGAAAAACAACUACUAAUAGUUAUCGAUGCAUUAACAAAGUGGGUUGAGGUGAUAGUGUUCGACAAAGCACCCACGUCAAAAACAACAAUUACUGCGCUCAAACACAUAUUCGCUGCGCAGGGGCUACCAAUGACAAUCGUUUCCGACAACGCGACAAUAUUCAAGAGCGACGAAUUUGAGCAAUUCUUAGAAGCCAACGGUAUAGCUCAAUUAAACAGCGCACCAAAUCAUCCCGCCACGAAUGGACAAGCGGAGCGUACAGUACAGACGAUUAAAACGAAACUUAAGAAAUUAAUGUCCGAGUCGACGGGAAACAUACGCGAGAAAAUUGACGAUAUAUUAUUCGACUAUCGCGCGACACCAUUAAACUGCGGAAAAACACCGGCGGAAUUACACUAUGGUAGACAAAUUAAAACAAAAUUACAUCUACUGACACCGCCAACCAACUUAAUAACCGAUACAAAAUACGACAAACACGAACGAAAAACAAAAUCAUUUACGAUCGGACAACGAGUUCUAUCCCGGAACUAUUACGGCAAUGAUAAGUGGCUUUUGGGUACCAUUGUUGAGCGACUCGGGAAAAUACAUUACCAUGCGCGCCUCGACAACAAAGUAAUCGUAAAGCGUCACGCAAAUCAGUUAAAGCGUACUGCGUGCCAAACGACACCAGCGACUUCAGUCGGCGAGCAAGUGAAGAAAAAUGAAAACAAAGCGGUAUUAUUCAAGUUACCAGAUAUAAGCGUACAAAAUCAACGGAAACCGGCACAGGAGCAAAAAUCAGAACAAGUACAAGUACGACGAAAAUCAGAACAAGUACAAGUACGACGAUCAACACGUACACGUCGUCCGGUAGAACGUUUAAAUUUAUAG
This is a messenger RNA of Chrysoperla carnea, 1872 nucleotides long. RefSeq lists its product as uncharacterized. The transcript has a single exon. Bases 1 to 1872 code for a protein of 623 amino acids. NCBI's taxonomy places the organism in Eukaryota, Metazoa, Arthropoda, Insecta, Neuroptera, Chrysopidae. The record is from RefSeq and is a predicted model, not a curated record. Gene Ontology annotation, biological process: DNA integration. Gene Ontology annotation, molecular function: nucleic acid binding.